Osmia bicornis bicornis is the source of this 2798-nucleotide messenger RNA. RefSeq lists its product as uncharacterized. Bases 257 to 2407 code for a protein of 716 amino acids. The record is from RefSeq and is a predicted model, not a curated record. Lineage: Eukaryota; Metazoa; Arthropoda; Insecta; Hymenoptera; Megachilidae. The transcript is spliced from 2 exons.
UAAUAAUUCAAAAUCAUAACAUUAUACAUGAAUACAACUUGAAAAGUUCUUUUUUAAUAAAUAUUGACGUCAUUGUUGUUUAUUUUUCGUAGUCCUCAUAAACACUCCCCACCACGGUGCCCUAUGUUUCUCCCUACUGCAUUUUACGUUUUCGCGACAGUUGCAUUCGAAGCAAGAAAUAGAUAACAUCAUUGAAUUUAUUUCAAAGCUUUGAAAGUGUGAAGUGAUAGGUGAAUAUUGUUGUGUGAUAGUGACAAUGAGUGAUAGUGAAAAUGUUCUCACGAUUGAAGUGAUUGAAGAUAGGAGAAAUGAAUGCGAACAGCAAUGCGUGAUGGGAAAUACAAGUCGGCGGCCAAAAUUAACAGUUCAUACGAGAAGAUACUCGAAAAAAAGAGCAUGCCGCGAAAGAAGACGGCGGUUAGCUCUUCAGAAUACGGCAAAUUGUAAGGAAAUUUUUGAAGGAACGACGAAUGAAUUGUUUGCAAUUGAAGAAAGAAACAAUGCAGAAGAUGGGAAAAAUAUUGAAGGCACAAAUUCAGAAAAUGAAGAAUUAAUGAUACAUAAAGUUGUAACGAACGAGCCUGAAGAACAAUUCUGUAUACCAAAUGGCUUCAGUAUCGUGGACAUGCAGCACAUUUUUGCUGAAUUUCAGAAAAUAGGCGAACAUGCUAGAAACAGGGAGGACUGUGGAAUUAGGCACCUAAAAAUAACCGGCAUGAAACGGUCGGGCCUGAGGACCACCCUCAGUGUAAUAUGCGAGAUGUGCAAAUAUAAAGGUGAAAUCCACAGUGAACCUGACGAUAGCAAUAAAAUGGAAACAAACCAGUGUGCAGUUGCUGGAACAUUUGUGAAUGGAGGGAGUUAUGCCCAAAUGGAGGAGUUCCUUGCAGCGAUGAACAUACCCUCCAUGUCGAAGAAAGAAUUUAGAAAGCAUCACGAUAAAAUCGUGAAAGCACUAAUUGUUGCUGCAGAAGAAGAGAUGGUAGCAGUGGCAGAGGAAGAAAAACGCUUGGUCAUUAAAAGAGGCGAUAUUGUUCCUGGAUUUGGAAUCCCUCACAUCCCCGUUGUGGCCGAUGGAAGCUGGAUGAAACGAUCAUAUCGGACUGGAACGUAUGAUUCCGCGUCUGGAGUCGGCGUGAUAAUUGGAUACCAUACGAAGAAAGUUUUAUUUAUCGGUGUGAGAAACAAGGUGUGCCGGAUUUGUCGAUGUGCUGCGAAAAAGAAAGAAGAGCCACGGAAACACACCUGUUUCAAAAAUUGGAGCGCAAGCCAAGCAUCAACGGCGAUGGAAAGUGACGCUAUAGUCGAAGGCUUCAAGACCAGCGUAGAAAAACGUGGGCUGAUUUAUUCAACACUGAUUGCUGAUGGGGACAGCAGCGUUUAUAAAAAAAUUAUAGAUGCGGAUCCAUAUAAAACGCAGAUUCGUGUAAAAAAACUUGAAUGCAAAAAUCAUUUGUUGAGAAACUUUUGCAGAAAAAUGAAAGAAAUUGUAAAGAUGACAACACCUGGUCCAUUGAGAAGAAUCGUUGAAAGCAGCAUUCGGCGAAUGCGUGCGGACAUAGUAAAAGCCGCAGAGUACAGAUACAGUCAGCAAGUAACAACCGCUGAAAAAAUUAAGAAUUUGUAUGCCGACAUACACAAUGUUCCUAGCCACGUUUUUGGUGAACACGCAGAUUGUUCAAAACUACAAUACUUCUGCGAUGGAACGAGUAAAAAGGAUGAAAAGAACAUUGUUUCCGAAUUGAUGAAGAUGGGAGUGUACGAACAAAUCAAAGAAAUACUUCGACCUCUAUUGGCGCAUGCUGAGAGUUUGCUGUAUAACAGCAACAAUAAUGCUGUCGAAAGUUUCAAUGGAAUCAUCGCAAAAUAUACAGGAGGCAAAAGAUUGAAUUUCGGAGAGAGAGGAUCUUACACGGGAAGAUGUGCUGCUGCUGUCCUACAGUAUAACACAAAACAAGUGUUGUCGCGUCUGAAUACGGCGAUGAACAAGAAACCGCCCGUUAUUUUACGCAAAAUAGAAAAUAGAAGGAAGAAAGAACAUGAGAAAUACAGUGAAAAGAGAAAGGAAAACAAAAUUACAAAGCACGUGCGGAAACAAUUCCGUUCUGAAAAAGAUUCCAAUUACGGACCAAACGCUGAAAAGCCGGAUAUGGCUAACAAUAUUUAUGAAUUGGAGGAAAAAAAACAUAUGAAAAUGUUACAAAAUUGGCAAAAUAGAAGAGAUGCCGUUGAAGAAGAAACCAUCGGUCAAGCGAAAAAUCCGAGAUGGUUGAAUUACAAGUCGAAAUUAUUGACGGCCUCUAAUUUUGGAAGAAUAUGCCGUCGUCGAAUUGGUACGCUCUGUGGAAAUUCAGUGAAGUCGUUAGUGUAUCCACGAUUGAUUAGUGCACCUACAGUACAAAUGUAAAUGUACAGUACAAGUGUAAAGAAUGUGGAUUAUUUAUUGAUAGUGCCAUCCCGUUCUUAGGAGCUUCGCCAGAUGGACUUAUAGACGAAGAGGGCAUUGUGGAAAUCAAAUGUCCGAAAACGGCGGAAAAUUUAUUGCCGGAGGAGGCAAUCAAAAGUGUUGCAGUUAUUCGGCGUAUAUUUGCAGACGCAGAAGGAAAUUCAUUGAACAGGAACCACUACUAUUACUACCAAGUACAAGGACAAUUACAUGUCACAGAUUUUCGAAGAAAGGAUUCCCGAGAAGAGGUUUUUUGGAGCGAAGCGAGCUUAGGACUCUAAAUUUAUUUUUUCAGCUGAAACAAUUUUUUUCUUAUUCCCUUCAUGAAAUUAUUAAUGUCCUAUAUCAUCUA